GCCGGAGGAGUUAGAAGCACCGAAAGGACGCUUCUUCCUCUCUCCUCCCCCUUCAGACCCCGCCGAGCACUCCAUCCCUCGCUCCUUUCCCCCCCUCUCUCUCUUUCUUAAAUUGGCAGCGUCUCAGGGCUCGAAACAUGAUAACAGAACAGGCAUAUUGCGCUCCGCGUUUUAGGGCUCUCCUCAGCCCUGAUCACUUUAGGUUGAAAUAAGAAGGCGUUUAGAGGAGAGGGGGGAGAAAAAAGGAGGAACGCACCGUAUCCUGUCAGCGGGUACUCAGGAGGAGUAGCAACAGACUAUAUUUCUGCCACACACACCCUUCUAUGUUCUGUGUGCUCCUGCGCAUCGCAGAUCCCACAAAGUGCUCGUGUUGUGUUAAACUACAGGAAAAGUUAACAUGCAUCUGCACGCUUUGAUACGCGCAAGCCUUGGAUUUGUGGGUUUCCUUUUGGUCGCCUUUGUCCAGCAGUCAGCUUCAGGAAGUAAAACCAUUCAAGAUGUGGACGAAUGUGCAGAGGCUCUUGACAACUGCAGCAUUGAUGCCAUCUGUCAGAACACCCCAAAGUCCUAUAAAUGCAUCUGCAAGUCAGGCUACAAAGGAGAUGGCAAACACUGUGAAGAUGUCGAUGAGUGUGCGACUGAGUACAAUGGAGGGUGUGUCCACGAGUGCAUCAACAUCCCAGGAAAUUACAGGUGCACGUGCUACGAUGGUUUCCGUUUGGCUCAUGAUGGGCACAACUGUCUCGAUGUGGACGAGUGCUCAGAAGGCAACGGCGGGUGCCAACAGAUUUGUGUCAACAUGAUGGGCAGCUAUGAGUGCCGUUGCAGAGAAGGAUUCCUCCUGAGUGACAACCAACAUACAUGCAUCCAGAGGCCAAAAGAAGGCACAAAGGAGGGGCCCACUUGCAUGGACAAGAAUCACGGCUGCGCGCACAUCUGCAGGGAAGCGCAAAAGGGUGGCAUCUCCUGUGAGUGCCGACCUGGAUUCCAGCUCACCCGUAACAUGAAGGACUGCAAACUGACGUGCAACUACGGCAAUGGAGGCUGCCAGCACAUCUGCGAGGAGACGGACCAUGGCCCCAAAUGUUCCUGCCACAUGAAGUUUGUCCUCCACAGCGAUGGAAAGACUUGUGUAGGGGAGAGGAGUGUCCCGUCCCAGGCAGCCCCACAGCUGUUCCCCAAUGAGACCUGUGCUGUGAACAACGGCGGCUGCGACAGCACAUGUCACGAUUCGGUGACAGGAGUCCGCUGCAGCUGCCCUGUUGGCUUCACUCUGCAACCAGACCGCAAGACCUGCAAAGACAUUGAUGAGUGCCGUCUGAACAAUGGGGGGUGUGAUCAUGUGUGCCGAAACACCGUGGGCAGCUUCGGGUGCAGCUGUAAGAAAGGCUACAAGCUGCUAACCAACGAGAGGACAUGUCAAGAUAUUGAUGAAUGCUCUUUUGACCGUGCUUGCGACCACUUCUGUGUCAACUCUGCUGGCAGCUUCCAGUGUCUUUGUAAUAAAGGCUACGUCCUCUAUGGCCUGGCCCACUGUGGAGAUAUUGAUGAGUGCAGUAUAAAUCGUGGAGGCUGUAAAUAUGGCUGCAUCAACACUCUGGGGAGCUAUGAGUGUACCUGUCCGCCUGGAUAUAAGCUUCACUGGAACAAGAAGGAUUGCAUUGAGCUGGUGAAAUGUCCUCCUGGACUUGUGGCACCGAAGGCCACCCUGACCUGCAGCAGGACGGGCAAAAAGGAGAGCUGUUCUCUUACCUGUGCCUCCAAGGCAUACUAUCUGGCAGGGAUAAAUAACAGCUACUCGGUCAGCUGCGGCAUUCCAAUUCUCACAGGAAAGCCCCCUGCCAGGAUCAAUUCCAGCAUCGUUCAAGGGUGCAUAGAGACUUUGGCGCCUCCAGUGAAACAGAAGGCUUCUUUCAAGAUUAAAAAUGCCAAAUGUCACCUGCACCCAAAGCUGAACGGCAGGAUCGAGGACAGGGGGCGGACACUGGGACCAGGAGGGGGGCAGCCUUGCAGCAACUGCCAGGUAACAUUUGUUAACCUUACAUGUGACUCCUCCAAGAAAGCCAAAGGGCGACAUGCUCGCAAUCCCUCUAACAAAGGAGUAACACGCAUAACUUUGGAGCUGGAAGCUGAGGUCAAACCUGGAGACACGACAGGAAGCUGUAACUUGAGUUGUUUGCGGCAACGCAUGGAGAAGCAAGUGAAAACAUAUAUCAAGGCUCUGAAGAAGUCCAUCAACCAAGAGCGCUUUUUGAUCCGGGUUGCCGGUUUGGAGUAUGAAGUGGCCCAAAAACUUCCUCAGGUUACACUUAUUCAGGACCACUGUGCCCCAGGCUGGGAGAGGGUCAAUGGCAGAUGUGUUAUAUGCCUGCCAGGGUCCUACUACCAUGGGGGACAGGAACGCUGUGUCCAGUGUCCACCCGGCACUUUCCAGGAGAAAGAGGGGCAGCUCGCCUGUGACCUCUGCCCUGGCAGCGAUGGCCAUGGCGCUGUUGGAGCACGAAACAUCUCCUCUUGUGCAGGCCAGUGCCCAACUGGUUACUUUUCCAUCGAUGGCUUCAAGCCAUGCCAGCCGUGUCUUCAGGGCACCUACCAGCCAGAUCUGGGAAGGACACUUUGUUUCCCCUGUGGUGGAGGACUGAGCACGAAGCGGGAAGGUGCCAGCUCCUUUCACGACUGUGAAGUCAAAGUCCAGUGUUUUGCAGGUCAUUACUACAACACCACAGUCCACCGCUGUAUUCGCUGUCCAGUGGGGACCUAUCAGACAGAGUUCAGGCAGAAUUACUGCAUCACCUGUCCAGGAAAUACCACCACUGACUUUGAUGGAGCCACAAGUGUCUCACAGUGCAAAAACAGGCAAUGUGGUGGUGAGAUGGGCGAGUUAAUGGGUUAUAUUGAGUCACCUAACUAUCCUGGUAACUACCCUGCUAACGUGGAGUGUACCUGGAACAUCAACCCACCAAGCAAGCGUAAGAUCCUGAUCGUGGUGCCGGAGAUUUUCCUGCCCUCAGAGGAUGAGUGCGGAGAUGUUUUGGUUAUGAGAAAGAACUGGUCAGCUACAUCUAUCACCACUUAUGAGACCUGUCAGACAUAUGAACGGCCCAUCGCCUUCACAGCUCGCUCCAGACGUCUGUGGAUUAACUUCAAGUCUAAUGAGAUCAACAGUGCCAGAGGUUUCCAGAUUCCUUAUGUGACCUAUGAUGAGGACUAUGAGCAGCUCGUAGAAGACAUUGUGCGAGAUGGAAGACUCUACGCCUCAGAAAACCAUCAAGAAAUCCUGAAGGAUAAAAAACUGAUUAAGACUCUUUUUGAUGUGCUGGCCAACCCAAACCACUACUUUAAGUACACCACUCGGGAGUCCAACGAGAUGCUCCCACGCUCCUUCAUACGUCUCAUAAGCAGCAAAGUUUCCGCAUUCCUGCGGCCAUACAAGUAAAACCAAGCUGCUGCUAAGGCAACGGAUUUCAACACCCACCCCACCAGGUCCACGCCUUCUCCCGACAUUCCCUACCACCUUUUAGGCCACAACUCUUCCAGGACUUAUUAACACAAACCCUAUUAGACACUUCACUCAGCAGACCUGAGAAAUGCUCAACAUUUCGUAACCCCACUUGCUCUUUAGGUUUAUUCUGUGUUUCUGCAGGUCUGCAUUCCUGCUUUAGCAUUUAAUGAGUAUGUUGAGCAUGUGAGUGGUUUCUGUUGUGUUGCACAAUAGAACCACGUAUAAAAAAAAAAGAAAGGCAAGGCUAUUUCAAACAGUAGGAGUGACGUUUUGUGUAUGCGAUUUGAGCCUGAUAGAGCUUGUUGUGUUUGCUCCAGUUCCUGCUAUUAAGUGUGACUGUUUGUGUUGUGUAAAUGUGUUGUGUAACCCUGGUCCCUUCUUAGGUGUCUGAGCGCUGCCCUCGAGGAGGAGCAGUCGCUUAAAUCCUGCGUUUUCCAGCUCCUUUGAAGCCCGGCUGUAUUUUUGAGCUCUUAGAGCUGAUUCCAACUGUUAAAACAGUUCGCCGUGUUUUGCCCCGUCUGUUUAGACUGUACCCGUGUUUCACAACCUCUGAGUUAUUCCUUCUGGUUCUUUUUUUUCCCCCAAGCCAACUACAAAGCAAACACAAAAUGUUGUCAUUCCAUGGAACCCAGCGGACAUUCGGGAGAUAAAUGAUCGUGAGAGAUGGGGUGAUGUGAUAUCUGGUGGAAACAUGUUUCAGAGAGUGAGAGUAAAGUCUCUGAGGGACAUUAUGUUUGCUGCUUUUUAAAAAAAAAAAAAAAAAAAGGUCACUUUAAUUCAUCCGUCUCAUUGUCUUUCUCAUCUGCUCUUCAUACUAAUAUUCUGUAGGAUUAAAACAAAGGGUACCUUAGAAUCCAUAAUAGUUCACGUUUUACAUCCAUUAAGUUGAUAAUCUCAUUACUCGUCUGUGGAUUUAUGGUUAUCUUUUUUAUUUUGGUCUUGUAAAUAGUGAAAAUAAACUAGACGAGGGUUGAAAUCUUAAAUCCUGAUUCAUAGGUCCCCUUUACCUCUUCCUAGAUCCAAUUGCUUCUCUGCCCCUAAGGUCCUGCUAGUCUCAAAAUCCAAAGACACCCAACACUCCCCACUCACACUGUAUCCUGUCCCAAUGAAGACAGCUCUUCCAAAGACCGCUCAGAUAGGGCAGUUCAAGUAGUUUUGCGCACUAGAUUUGGAACCGACCGUCCCUUCUGUUUUUAUUAAAGUGCAAUGAAAAGAAACUGGUUCCGCCCUGUUGUGACCCAAAAGGAAAUUUGCAAAGUGUGUUUUGGGUUGUGGUCUUGCUGAGACUUGUAUGAAAAGGUUUAUCAAUUCGCCAUGGGUAGAAGUUAUUUAGGCCUAAAUGAAUUGCUAGUGUUUAAUAAAAAUAAUUCAAUGUGAAAACAAAAUUUGGUGUGCACAGCAAAACAUAUUUUAAGAGUGACUAAACAGGGUAAAAUAAUUUAAGUGUAGAGAAAAUCUAACAGAUCUGACUUAUAUUAGCCUCAGUCAGAAUUAUUGUUAUCUGUUCAUUUUCUUUAUACAUGAGUAUAAACCUAAGAAUAUAAAAAAAGUAGUAAAGGUUUGACAGGUACUGUAUACAGGAUUCCUACAGAUUUUCAUCUCAAAAUGUCAUACUUUUCCAGACUUCCAGACGACUUUUUUAUCGUCUGUAAGGAGAUUGAAAGAAAAUUGGAUGCAGCUUUCAGACAAUGUAAUAGGAAAUCUGGAAAUACACAUUUUUCCAUACACGUUUGGACCCGAGAAUUCUAGAAUUAUGUGGGAACCCGGUGUACACAAACAACACCACUGUCACCUCUGAAACUCAUCGUUUGAAACACAUAAAUUAGUGUUUAGUUCUGAGUUUUCAGGGUCGUUAAAUAGACUGUUUUUAUGACCCGGCACUUCCUGAGCUCCUCACAGUGGCAUGACUUUAUCCCAAGAUUUAGGAGGCUAUUCCCUUCAGUUAACAUCACUUUAGUCAAACUGGGAACAAUGAAUGAAUUGUUAGUCAACAAGUGAGCAUGAAAAUCCCCUCCAUGGACCAGGACAUUCAUAAAGAGAAUAAAAACUUUCCCUCCUUUGUGUUGUUCCUAUUUCUGUAAAUAAAAUCAGUUUGUUUGGACAUCAUAUCCCAUGGACCAUACUGGAUGACACAAAGGGAAUAUGCCCUCACUGUUAGAUCUAAGGGUAUUGUUGGGUCAGACUUAUAACAGUUUAUAUUUCCUUCAAUACAUAUUUCACUUUUACAUCAGACAGAAUGUUCUUAUCCUAGUGUGUUCAUGUGGCCCACUUGCCCCCUCUCUUUCCACCAGAACUAGCUUCUUUCCUGCAUCCUGUUAUUGUUGUUGGGUUUAUUGAGGUGUUGUCUUUAAAGCAAUAGUUUGCCAUGAUGUAUUGGAGUUUGAUAAUGAUAUUUGCACUUGAAAUGUUAUUGUUCAUGUAAAGAAAUGUCUGGUUUUUGUAUUGUCUUUUAAAUGAAUGCAAUUGGUGUUCCUUUUUUUUCCUUGUAGCUUGUUUGUUCAUGAGAUGCUCACUCACUGUUUAGUCUAUAGGGAUGAUACAUUAUCAGCAGUUUGGAGAAAGAGGGGAAAAAAACUUUGUACAAAGGGGAAUCAAACAGGUUUAUACUUGUUACUGCCCAAGACACUUAUUAAAAAUAAACAUACUGUACUUCA
Messenger RNA from Girardinichthys multiradiatus, 6156 nucleotides. It is a transcript of the gene scube3, whose product is annotated as signal peptide, CUB domain, EGF-like 3. Gene Ontology annotation, biological process: signal transduction. The record is from RefSeq and is a predicted model, not a curated record. NCBI's taxonomy places the organism in Eukaryota, Metazoa, Chordata, Actinopteri, Cyprinodontiformes, Goodeidae. Gene Ontology annotation, cellular component: cell surface. Bases 398 to 3436 code for a protein of 1012 amino acids. The transcript has 23 exons. Gene Ontology annotation, molecular function: calcium ion binding.